AUGCUCCUAAGCAUCUUGAGCAGCACCCGGGCUCUUUCGGGGAACAGUCGCGCUCUGGGCAGCGCGCUCAUCCUACAUGCGCUGCGCGCAGGGGCAAGCCGUACCUACAGGCGAAGGUCUCGAGGCUCAUAUUACACAGAGAAGUACGUGAUGCCGCUCACGCCCCCGACGCCGCUACGUGAGAUGGACGUAGAUCGCACGCACGCGCAAUUCAAUAACAUAUCGAUGGAGUAUGAGCGCCUGCAGGAAGAGAGUGGGAUACUUGACGCUGCGAUUAAGCGUCUUGAGGACGAGUGCGCUGCGGCGCAGGAGGAGCUGGACAAGUUCAGUCGUGAAGCGGAGGAGCGGCUGGCGCAGAAGGAGGAGAGGUUGGCGGAGGCGGCGAAGCAUCGUAGAAAGUCGGUGGUGAAGGUGGAGGAGAGGGCAGCUGCUUCGCGGGACCGGAAGACAAAGACAGCGCUGAGGAAGCAGAAGCAGAUGGUAGAGGCUGAGCUUCGGAGGACGCGCAAGAAAGCGGCGAAGCUGGCGGAGAAGGUCGGCAAACAACUGGAGAAAAUCGAGAAGCGGCUGGCUGCUACGAGAAGAAAGGUGAAUGAGCAGGAUAAGGCGGUGGAGGAGCGGAGAAAGUGGAUGAGAAUGUCACGCCCACGCGCACCGCCUAGAAAUCCGUUUUCCAACUAUCUCCAUGAACAGUCUGAGCCGCCAGCAAUAGACGUCGUUCAAAGAUGGCACGAGUUGUCCAUGGAAGAGAAAGAGCAAUACCGCAACGACCCCAUGGUCUUUCCAUUACACAGAAAAGCGAUGCGCGCCUGGUACAAGUCUCUCACCGUCGCAGAGAGGAGAACCCAUAGACAGAAUGUUGCACGUAAAGGCAGUAAAGGCACCAUCAAGCCCCAGAGCGUUUUUCUUCGAGAGAUAUGCCCAACUCUCAAACCCGAUCCCCAAACUGGCCGUUCUUCCGUCUUUAUCCAGGCGAGUAAACUAUGGAAGGAGCUGAGCGCAGAAGAGAAAGCGCGAUACGCUGCCAUAGCCAAAACAGAAAGCGAGGCAAGACGGGCAGCCAUUCUCGCGGCGGAGGCAAAAGGCGCUAAUUCAAACUGA
Molecule: messenger RNA, 1101 nt
Organism: Psilocybe cubensis
Lineage: Eukaryota; Fungi; Basidiomycota; Agaricomycetes; Agaricales; Agrocybaceae
Exons: 4
Coding region: 1-1101 (366 amino acids)
Source: RefSeq, a predicted model, not a curated record